AUGAGGGCAGGCAGCCACGACACAGCAGAGGCCGCCGUUCAGGCAACGGCAGAGGUCGCCAUUCAGGCAGGCCCGCUCACCAGCGGCUACCGAGGCGAGAGGGACAUCCUCCAGCUGCGGCGGCAGUUCCAAGGACGGCUCCAGCAGCUGCGCAGCCAGCUGAUCCCGGGCCUCCAGGACUGGCGGGAGGAGCUGCUGGCCGCGGUGCGCCUGGCGGAGGAGCAGGCGGCCGAGCUGCGGCAGCGCUGCGCCGAGGCGGAGCGCGAGGGUCGGGAAGAGUUCGAGAGGACCAUUGGGAACCUCAAGGCGGUCGAGGAGCCCAAGAGGACGAGGCUGCAGCAGCAGCGUGAGAAGCGGGAGGAGCUGGUGAGGGAGAUCGACGAGCUCACCAAGUCGAGGGCUCGAGCCCCGUCGACCGGCGCGCGGGUUGCGCUGCUGAUCGACGGCGACCAGCCCCUCGGAGAGAUGGUCGUCAAGAGGUGCUACGUCACGACGUCGAAGGCACGGGACUGGGGGCCGAGCCUGCAGGAUGCCGGCAUUGAUGCCGUUGUCGUGCCACGGAAGGCUGGUGGCAGCAAGGAUCCCGUCGACUUGGAGAUCGCUCUGGAGGCCGCCGACUUGGCACUGGGGCCCAGUAGGCCAGACCUCUCUGCUCUGGUGAUCGCCUCCAACGACGUCGAUCUCAUCUCUGUGCUGCGGUACGUCAGGACAGCGGCCGAGCAGUCCGCUAGUGGCCAUGUCGGUGUGCUGCCAGGAGUCGACCACACGUGA
Messenger RNA from Prorocentrum cordatum, 771 nucleotides. The record is from the annotation of a GenBank genome assembly. Lineage: Eukaryota; Dinophyceae; Prorocentrales; Prorocentraceae.